This is a messenger RNA of Enhydra lutris kenyoni (northern sea otter), 2499 nucleotides long. RefSeq names its product non imprinted in Prader-Willi/Angelman syndrome 2 (gene NIPA2). Gene Ontology annotation, molecular function: magnesium ion transmembrane transporter activity. Bases 557 to 1639 code for a protein of 360 amino acids. Lineage: Eukaryota; Metazoa; Chordata; Mammalia; Carnivora; Mustelidae. Gene Ontology annotation, cellular component: membrane. The transcript has 8 exons. The record is from RefSeq and is a predicted model, not a curated record. Gene Ontology annotation, biological process: magnesium ion transport.
GCUCUUCGCUACGGCCCUUGGUCCUGACCGCAGCGGGGGUCGCAGGUCGUCCGGGGCAGGCUCUCCUCGUCGCUCCCCCAUGGAGGAGGCGGCGCUCACGGCUGCAGCACCGGAUGCUCUCACCUCCUUCUGUACGGCGACGAAGGCGCUGGCCGCGCGAGCUCAAGAGGCGGCGGCCCGUGCGGCCUGUGUGGGCGUGUAAGCGGAGGUGACCAGGGCCAAAUAGUGGAGGGGAAGCCGCAUGGCCGGCCUCCAGCUGGGGUGAGGCCGGAGCUACUCUGUCAGGGUUUAAAACUGUAAAUGAGAAUAAAGAGUAUUAUUUACAAGGAAAUGAAAGUGAAUAAGUCAUCUCUGACUGCUUCCAGACUUUUUUUCCUAAGAGACCAUAUUAAAGUUACAUGUCUUUAGGUCAGCAGGGAUGACUCUGUGUUUUGCUCUGCACGUAAUGGAAGGGUGCCAAAGGAUUUGAAGAUUGCAUAGUCCUGCCUCCAGCACCAGUGCUUUCUCUGUUUUGUGAUCAAUGUGAUUCACAAGAACUUCUUUAGUAACAAACGAAAUGAUCCAGGGCCGUGGAAAAUAUGACUUUUACAUUGGUCUGGGAUUGGCUAUGAGCUCCAGCAUUUUCAUUGGCGGGAGUUUUAUUUUGAAAAAAAAAGGUCUUCUUCGACUUGCCAGGAAAGGCUCCAUGAGAGCAGGUCAAGGUGGCCAUGCAUAUCUUAAAGAAUGGUUGUGGUGGGCUGGAUUGCUAUCAAUGGGAGCCGGUGAGGUGGCUAACUUUGCUGCAUAUGCCUUUGCACCAGCCACCCUAGUGACUCCAUUAGGAGCUCUCAGCGUCCUAGUAAGUGCCAUUCUUUCUUCAUACUUUCUAAAUGAAAGACUUAAUCUUCAUGGGAAAAUUGGAUGUUUGCUAAGUAUUUUAGGAUCUACAGUUAUGGUCAUUCAUGCUCCGAAAGAAGAAGAGAUUGAGACUUUAAAUGAAAUGUCUCACAAGCUGGGAGAUCCAGGUUUUGUGGUCUUUGCAACACUUGUGGUCAUUGUGUUAUUGAUACUAAUCUUCGUGGUGGGACCUCGCCAUGGACAGACAAACAUUCUUGUGUACAUAACAAUCUGCUCUGUAAUUGGAGCAUUUUCAGUCUCCUGUGUUAAGGGCCUGGGCAUUGCUAUCAAAGAGCUGUUUGCUGGAAAACCUGUGCUAAGACAUCCCCUGGCCUGGAUUCUGCUGCUGAGCCUUAUAGUCUGUGUGAGCACACAGAUUAAUUACCUGAACAGGGCCCUGGAUAUAUUCAACACUUCCAUUGUGACUCCAAUAUAUUAUGUAUUCUUUACAACAUCAGUUUUAACUUGUUCAGCUAUCCUUUUUAAGGAAUGGCAAGAUAUGCCUAUUGAUGAUGUCAUUGGUACUUUGAGUGGCUUCUUUACAAUCAUUGUGGGAAUAUUCUUGUUGCAUGCCUUUAAAGACGUCAGCUUUAGUCUAGCAAGUCUCCCUGUGUCUUUUCGAAAAGACGAAAAAGCAAUGAAUGGCAAUCUCUCUAACAUGUAUGAAGUUCUUAAUAAUAAUGAAGAAAGCUUGACCUGUGGAAUUGAACAACACAGUGGUGAAAAUAUCUCCCGAAGAAAUGGAAAUCUCACAGCUUUUUAAGAAAAAUGUAAUUAAAAGGCUAAUCUGUAAUUGUGUUAUCAAGUGAAUUUGAAUAUCAGAAUGUGUCUGAAAAAGCAUUGUUCUCAAAAAAUGUUCUCUGGAGACAAUCUUUUACAAGUUUCACUGAUUUGGACCAAGAAAUUAUUAUAUUUAUAUGAUGGUAGCUCACUAAAAUGACCUCAGUACAUGGCCAAUUUCUAUUAACAUUGUAUUAUUAUAGAGGUAUUUUAAAUUUUUCUUUCACCACAAUCUAAAUGCACUGACAGUUUUAAGUCGAUAAAAAUGCUUUAUUUUUUCAUUGGUAAUUAAAAUCUGAAAUGUACAUUUGUCAUCCCCAGUCCAUCAAUCCCUGACCAUUUGAAGGCUUUUUGAUUUAAAAAGGAACAAAAUUUUCCUAAUACCUUAUCCUGUGAUUUACCUUACCUAUAAGAAUGACUCCUGUUUGAUGAAUUUUUUUAAUUUUGAAAUGUUAAGUUUAAGAGAAUCCUAAGUUAUGAAAUGAAGAAAAACUCAAAUUUACCAAACAAUAAAGGGUAGGAACUUGCCCCAUGGGAGAUGUUUCUCACACUGUGACUUAUCACCCCACAUUUGAUGGUCUUCCUAUUCCUUGAUGGCACCUUGCUAAAUCAGUGCAUCCUACAUAUGUCAGGCUGCAGCCUGACUGGUUUCAUUCUUUACUUACUCUAAUCCCUUGAUACUUGGAAUCUUGAUUUACCAUUUUACAUCAGCUCUUGUACUUUUCAGUGUAUUUUCAUAAUGAGUUAUAUUGUCAUUAAGAUCUUCUAACAACUCUGGGAAAUAAAGUCAAAAGACUAAUUUCUUAAAUUUAGCUCAUGUUAUAAUAAAAAGACAAAUUGAAA